This is a messenger RNA of Labeo rohita (rohu), 6930 nucleotides long. RefSeq names its product F-actin-uncapping protein LRRC16A. Gene Ontology annotation, biological process: cell migration; regulation of Arp2/3 complex-mediated actin nucleation. Gene Ontology annotation, cellular component: plasma membrane; lamellipodium. Bases 371 to 5941 code for a protein of 1856 amino acids. The transcript has 48 exons. NCBI's taxonomy places the organism in Eukaryota, Metazoa, Chordata, Actinopteri, Cypriniformes, Cyprinidae. Gene Ontology annotation, molecular function: protein binding. The record is from RefSeq and is a predicted model, not a curated record.
UUGAAUAGGUCCCUGUUUGUGGUAAGGGGCUUGACCGAAGUCUUGGCAUUCUCGCGAGGUGAACCGACAAGUCUUGCAGAUCCCAUCAAUAAGUGGAUUUUACUCUACGUACCUCUCGAUUUCCCUCCAUGCGUGAUUUUUUUUUCACCGUCAUGCUGAUCUGAAGGAGAUGCGUCGAGACAUUGUAUCCAGAGAACAGGGGCAGGGAAAUAUUGUCACCAAAGUGUCAGAGGCUGCACCUGAUAUGUAACAAACAGGGAUAUAUAUUAUUUUCAACGUUAUUAUUUAUGUUUUAUAUUUCAAACUACAACUAUCUGGAUUUUGCUUCGUGCACACAUUGCACUGGUACACUGGACAUAAACCCCACAAAAUGAGUCAGGAAAUAUCAGAUGUCCCGAAAGAACUGCUUGAGAGUGUUAAAGAUGCAGUGGGGAGAAAGAUCAAGCUGGCAGUUAAGAAGAGAGUUAAACUGGAGAUCAAAGGAGACAGGUUGGAGAACAGAGUCCUGGCUCUGUCAUCUCAUCGAGCUUACCUCCUUAGUGCGCGAAUCCCUACCAAGGUAGAGCAGACUUUCAAUUAUCUUGAGAUUCAAGGCAUCACAUGUAACAAGCCCGCACAGUUUGCAGUAGAAUAUGACCGAGGUCAGAUAUCUCUUAAGAUGGCAUCUACAGAGGAGGUGAAUGAGGUGGUUGCCCACAUAGGAAGCUGUGUGAAGAAAAUCUGUCCCGACCUGCCUCCUCUGAAGGUGAUAAAGAGAUUAUCCAUGGAGCCUCCUGAGAGGAUCAGCACUCUGCAGACACUGUGGGAAAAUCAGAGUGGAUCUGAGCCAGGGCCCUGUGGGGGUUUCUCGCAGCAGUACAGGUGUGUUUGCGACUGGUUUGGCGUGCCCUAUCGGGAGGAGGUUCAGUGGGAUGUAGACACAAUUUAUCUGACACAAGACACACAAGAACUUAACCUUCAUGACUUCAGUCACCUAGAGAACAGGGAUUUGGUGGCCAUAAUUGCUGUUCUGGAAUACAACCAGUGGUUCACCAAGCUAUCCUCAAAGGAUUAUAAACUGUCUACAGAUGUUUGUGAGCAGAUUCUGAGAGUGGUAGCCCGAUCAAGCCAACUAGAGGAGCUGGUUCUGGACAAUGCUGGAGUUAAAAUGGACUUUGCACAGAAAUUGGCAAAUGCCCUCGCCCACAAUACCCACUCAGGACUGCACACCUUAAACCUUGCCAACAAUCCUCUUGAAGAUAAAGGAAUUGCCUUUCUGGGAGCACAGUUUGCCAAACUUCACAAAGGCCUGAAGCAUCUGAACUUCUCAAGAACCUCAUUAUCACCCAAAGGGGUGAACAGCCUUGCUCAAUCACUGAUUGCGAACCAGGUCAUUACAAACACUCUCACCCACCUUGACCUCUCAGGAAAUGUGCUGCGGGGGGAAGACCUAACAAGUUUCUACAAUUUCCUUGGGCACCCCAACAGCCUGCACUCCCUGGACCUGUCCAACACAGACUGCUCCCUUGACUUAGUAUGUUCUGCACUGCUCAGAGGGUCUGUCCAGCACCUCACUGUCCUUAACGUGUCAAAAAGUGUAUUUGCACUCAGGAAAGGUAAAGAUGCACCGCCUGCUUUUAAAAACUUCUUCAGUAGUGCAAUGGUUCUCAGCUCCAUCAACAUAUCAGGAACUAAAUUACCCCCAGAAGCCUUAAAAGCUCUUCUACUGGGUCUGGCAAGUAAUCCCAAUGUUAAAGACGUCUCUCUGGAUCUCAGCUGUUGUGAGCUGCGUUCUGGAGGUUCCCAGAUCCUAGAGGGCUGCAUUGCUGAAAUUCCCAACAUCUCUUAUCUGGACAUCUCUGAUAAUGGUCUGGAUGCUGAUAUGGCAACUCUGUUAGUAUGGCUGACCAGGAACCACUCUAUAAGACAUCUUUCACUGGGAAAGAAUUUCAACAACAUCAAAUCAAAAAAUCUGACUCCUGUCUUGGACAACCUGGUAUAUAUGAUUCAAGAGGAGGAAUCGCCUCUGACUUCUCUCUCUCUGGCAGACUCUAAGCUCAAGACUGACCUCACUAUUGUAAUUAAUGCUCUGGGUAGUAAUAGUUCUUUGACACAUGUGGACAUAAGCGGGAAUGGAAUGGGAGACAUGGGGGCCAAGAUGCUUGCAAAAGCUCUACAGAUCAACAGUAAACUGCAUACAGUCAUCUGGGACAGAAACAACAUCAGUCCACAAGGCCUUCAGGAUGUUGCAGCUGCACUGGAAAAAAACUUCACUAUCCGUUUCAUGCCUAUCCCUAUCAUAGAUGCAUCACAGGCUCUUAAAAUCAGUCCUGAGAAGACAGAGGAUGCUUUACUAAAGAUUGAGAAUUUCCUGUAUAGGAAUCGUGAAACCCGGAAGUAUGUCCAAGAGCAAGCUUACCGACUCCAACAGGGUAUAGUCACCACUACCACACAGAAGAUGAUUGACCAGAUAUGUGUGAAAGUCCAAGACCAUCUUAACCUUCUUAAGAACACAGAGAAAAACGCCAUCCAGGAAGAUGUCAGAAUGGCAGAGAACUUCCUGAGGGAUGCAAAAAACUCAAAAACACUUCUACCCAACCUGUACCACCUAGGCGUUCCUUCCAGAGAGAAGGCCAAUACCUCUUCAGUGGGACCGAUCCAGGAGAAACUGGACUCUAUGGCAGGAGAGGUGACACGGAUCAUGGAUAAACAGCUUCAGAUGCUUCUGGAGUCAAUGGUAGAUGCUGCUGAGAGUUUGUGUCCCCAUGUGAUGAAGAAAUCCAACAUGCGACAGGAUCUUAUUGAAACUGGCAUGACCAAGAUGAUUGUUCCUCGCAGCUUCAUCAAGAACACACUUCUUGAGCAGUCUGGCAUUGAUAUAAUGAACAAGAUCAGUGAAGUGAAGCUCAACCUGGCAUCUUUCCUUUCAGAUCGAAUUGUUGAUGAGAUUUUAGAGGCACUUUCCAGCUCACAGCAGACACUGGCCGAACAUCUGGUGGGGAAAGGGCACCCCCUGCGGCAACAGGAAUCUUAUGACAUGGAUGUUCCAGAGGAGAAAAUUCCUAAAUACUUCACCAUCCAUCUGGUAGAGGGUGAAAGGCUGGAUUACACAGAGGUCUGUAUGGAGCUGGAAGAGCUGAUGGGAGGGAUAGGUGGGGUCCUUCACGAUACUGGUGGCUUUACCAGAGCAUCGUGCAAAGAAAAUGUCCAGAAGGGAGGGGAGAGGGAAUGUGGUGAGAUCCUCUGUGACGUGCACCCCCAGGAAUUUAGUGCUGCUGACUCUCUCCACAGCCGAGCUGUCGAUGGGUGUUUCAUCGUUGUUGCUGAUGAGACCUUCUACCGUUGGGUCAUCAGCAAACUUGAUGAUGUGGUUGGAGCUGAACUUGGCAGUGCAGUCAUGUGUCAGCAGUGUGAAGAGCAGCGGGCUGAGAACACAGCCCUGUGGGGCACCUGUGCUCAGUGUGAGUACACUCUGUAUCAGAACCCAUCUGCCUCUCGUCUCUCAGCUUUCCGAAUUAAGCAAGGUCACCAUGAAUCUCCCAGAGAGUACUAUGAGCGGCUAAGGAAAAUGUAUUUUGCUGAUAGAGAUGACUCUAGUGCAGAACAGGAUGUCAUGUUUAAGAAUGUUGACCGUAUGUCUGCAGGAGAACUGAGGCAACUUGCAGUGCGAGCAUGGGAAAGUGAGAGGGUAGGCACAAACAGGAAAGACAGAGAGCCAGAUACAGCUGUGCUUGAAUCAGGACAUGACACAAUCUCCAGCAGAGCACCCAGAGCCCUAGGUUCUCAAGUUACAGGGGACUUAACAGUCACAGGCAUGCCCCCAGAAAGGAGAGCAGGCAGUGGGAUGACAGAGUGCAAAGGCAGAAGAAGAGUAUGGGAAUACUCUCAAGAGAUGGCUAUGAGAAUGGCCACAAAUACUGUAGUCAUUACAGAAGUAGGAAAUCUAGAGGAACUGAGAGGAGCGUUUGCUAAUCUGGAAGAUAUCGCCGCGAUGUCAGCAUUUGCAAGGUUGCAAGGUCACUACCUGAUCUCUGAAAGGAGUGGUGGGGACCUUGGGCACAUAUCCAGGCCGGGGUCUCAAGACAACGUGAGAAUCCGCUGGUCCGAAUUCCAGGCACGAAUUGUUCACGGAGAGGGCUUGGAGGUCUCCCACUCUUUUGAUGGAAGUGAGCGCAGUCAAAAGAGCCGUCUUGAAGGAGAGAGCAUCGAGUCAUACAGCCGUCUGGUAGAGGGGGCUCUUGCCUGUAGAAGUGUGUUUACCACUGAAGGUGAAAGGUCUCUGAAGUCCUCCUGGUCGCGUCCAGGGACCAAAGGUGGAGGUUCCAAAGAUCGGGGCGCGGGUGCCAAAUUGUGCCCUUCCCCUGAGAAAGGAGGUCCUUCCUCAGAGGAAUGUGCCAGGGAGGGGCUGAUGCCAGGAGCACCAGGUCCGAGAACCAGGUCGGAACCUCCUCAGGGCCAGGAGCACUGCCAACAACUCCAGACAAUUUAUGUGCCAAAACAGUCGGGGCCUGUCCAGACCCCGGAAGCUGCCUGCCCGUUGCAGGUGGCACCCCAGCCUGUCUUGGAAGCAUCCGUGGUGACAACGAUGCGUCUGGACACCUGUUCCAGGGGAACUCCUGACCGUGUUGUGCGACCGUAUGUUUCUGAUAAUGGAAACAGCAUCCGACCGUCGAGUAGAGGGCCGGAGGUGCUGUAUAUUGCGCCCAGAGAAGAAGGAAAUUGCUCUUUUAUUGACCAUGUGGUGGCCGUCUGCCGUGUGGCAGACAGCCGGGUAGAAGCCGAAUCCAGCGCUCGUCCCCUCGUCGAGUGUGGAUCCGGACAGUGGCCUGAGGACGGGCUGGCGGUGCCACCUUCCUACGAGUGCUGGACCGUUGGACGGGUCUGGCUGCAGGACCGGCAGGUUGCGGGCCCUGAGCCACCCUCUGUUGUCUUUGGUGGGGCGGGAUCGGCUGUUGGAGCGCAGGUAGAUGCAGCGGUUAUUCAGAUCAGCAGCACUUCAUCUCAGGAAGGAGAGCAGAAUGGCCUCAUGGGAAGGGUUGAUGAAGGAGUAGAUGAGUUUUUCUCUAAAAAAGUCAACAAAAUAUUUGAUAAACGGCCAUCUUUAAAGAGUUCAGAGUCUCAGGACGGAGAUAAGAAACGUGAAUCUCGAAAGGGUGGUUUCCUCAACCUCAUCAAGUCCCGUUCCAGCAAACAUGAUAAAGAAAAGGACAAAGAUAAAGACAAGGAGAGGAACCAGGGCUCUGCACCAGCCCAGUCACAUAUUCCAUCCACAGCUGUGAGUCAGGCAGCUUCUUUGGCCGAGGAGGAGCCCUCAUCCCCUAAGAGCACCAUCCGGAGCCCACCACUUGACACAAAAGCCAAAUUCCAGACUCCACCCACAAACCACAGCAGCAGCUCUGAGCGCUCAGAGGAGCCAAAGACACCAGACUCUGUGGAUUCUGAGCUUUCGGAAGGAAGUCCUCAGGGCAGUCGUAGAUAUGGCAUGCAGGUGAUUGGCAGUGGACUACUGGCAGAAAUGAAGGUCAAACAAGAAAAAAGAGGUCCCUUUUGCUCUCAUAAGAUAUUAGAGUCCACAUCAACUUCAGACAGGUCAGAUGGGCUCUUAUCAGGAAAGGUCCAGUCUCUAGAGAACCAUUCUUCUGUGCUAAAAAGGGGCGAGGGGAAUCUUAUCUCCCCAAAAAAAGUAUCUUGUGGCCCAGGGGAGGUAAAGCCAGAGACAACACAGAGACCCAGGACUUCCACAUCCCCAAAAACUCCACCGCAAGGCACAAGACCAGCCCUAUCUGCUAUACCUGUCAUCCUUCAAAAAACACGAACCAGCAGUGUUAGAAGCAUAGAUGAGAGCUCUGAUUCUCCUACUGAAGACCCCAGUAGUCUAAGCCUGGUGUCAGCACUUCGCAAGGUGCCCUCAGAGAAAACAGAGACCACCACUCCUACACAGACCAGCAAGAACUCUGCUUAAGAUGCAUAUCUUCUCAGUCGGAAUUUCCUCUGUGACUGACACUUCCCAGAAAUUCAGCCGCCUGAACUUUCAAGUGAGCGGCUCAGUGGCCAAGGACAUGACACCCAACAGCAACAAGGACAAGAACACAAAUCUGCUGACUCUGUGGAAGAGGUUGAUAAAAACUUAACUUUUAUAUAAGAUAGGAAGACUGCUUCAUCACACAUUCGUACCAAAAAUUAAAAAUCUUUCUUAACUGUAGCAUCCAAAAUCCAAACUCAGUCAUGGUGGUGUUAUGUGGUUUGAUGUAAUAAAUCAACAUGGGUGCUACUGUAUGUGAUGUCAUCCGUUAAGAAGCAACUUUUUGCAUUGUAGUACAUUCACUAAUAAUUUAAUACCAUGGCUAAUACACUGUUAAACUAUGUUGGCGGGCAUAUGUGCGCGUUCUCACUGUGUUAAAAUAGCCUAUAUUUUCUCUUAAAAACAGCAGACAAAUCUAUAAUAUAGGUCUUUCUUUUUUUUUUUUUUUUUUUUUAACUUUUAUGCCUUACUUAAAGCAUGACAUUGAGGGCAUUUCAUUUUGCGGUGUUUGAAAAUUAAACUGUGUAUACACAACAAAUAUUAUGUAAAGAGUGAGUGACAAAUUUCCUAUUGAAUGGUCUCUACAGUUGUGUCACUGAUGCAUGUGGGGAAACCCCUGUUUACUCUGUUACUGAACCCUGAUUUGUGUAGCUGCAAGAUAUUAGCUACACUUACACAGCAAAUGCUAAGACUCUUCUCAAAAAACAUUAGCCUUAUAGAUAUAGUGUUUUUGAAUAAAGAAAACACUGCACUUAUUUAAACAUCAGUUCUUUAUUUAUCUUUACUCUGAGGACGAGCAGAGAUCUGUCUGCACUUCAGACUGUGUGUGGCAUUUCAUUCUAAAUGGGGGCUUUUCAUUGGUUAAAUAUUUGUAAAACCCACAAACAGACAUAAAGAUGAGCAAUAGCAAUGAUUAAAAAAUAAUCAUA